Fusarium oxysporum Fo47 is the source of this 1260-nucleotide messenger RNA. RefSeq names its product glycoside hydrolase. Bases 1 to 1260 code for a protein of 419 amino acids. NCBI's taxonomy places the organism in Eukaryota, Fungi, Ascomycota, Sordariomycetes, Hypocreales, Nectriaceae. Gene Ontology annotation, biological process: chitin catabolic process; carbohydrate metabolic process. The record is from RefSeq and is a predicted model, not a curated record. Gene Ontology annotation, molecular function: chitinase activity; chitin binding. Gene Ontology annotation, cellular component: extracellular region. The transcript is spliced from 4 exons.
AUGCUUCAGUACCUAGAAUACAAUAACAGAACUAGGGAGCACUUUGUUAACAGUGUCAGGGGCAUCUAUGACAGAAGCUUUUACCCUCAGCAUAUCGAUGUAUCCCACAUCUCUCACGUACUCUACGCAUUCUUGGGUGUCGAACCCGAUGGAACAGUAUACUCCAAAGACGAAUAUGCCGACUUUAUGGCACAAUUUGACGGAGACACUGACGAGAGACUAGGCUACGAGGAACAUAAAAGAAAUGCCUACGGAUGUGUGAAGCAACUUUUCCUGUUAAAGAAAUCCCAUCGUCACCUCAAGACUCUGCUUUCCAUCGGUGGGUGGGGGGCCGGGUCUGCGAACUUCAGCUCUGCCGCAAGCACACCUGACAGGCGUGUCAGAUUUGCCUCGACUUCGGUCUCCUUGAUGUGGAAUUGGGGUUUCGACGGUAUCGAUAUCGAUUGGGAAUUUCCGUAUGAUGAAAUCGAUGCUGCCAAUUUAGUUCUGCUCCUUGAGGCUAUACGGAAUGAGCUCGACUUAUAUGCAAGAACGUACACCUCUGGCCAUCAUUUCCUAUUGUCCAUCGCAGCCCCUGCUGCUCCUGAGCAUUAUAAAAAGCUUCACCUGAACGAUAUAGGCCGAAUUGUGGACCAAAUUAAUCUCAUGGCUUAUGAGUACUCUGGAAGCUGGGAUUAUAUCAGUGGUCAUAACGCCAACCUGUUCCCGUACAAACGUCCUGUCACAAGGCUCAAUCUCGACUAUACCCUCACGGAAAGCUUUGAAACAUCAAUCAAUACCGACUAUGCUAUCAAGGACUAUCUUGGAGCCGGGGUGCCCGCUGAAAAGAUUGUCCUCGGCAUACCUGUCUUCGGCCGCUCCUUUGAAGAUAACUUGGGCGUUGGAAAGACCUUCAGCGGUGUUGGUGAGGGCUCCUGGGGGGAGCGAGGCGUCUGGGAUUACAAGGCACUUCCAAAGGAAGGAGCUACAAUCAUGUACGACCCAAAUGCCCAAGCUUCUUUCAGUUACGACCAGAGAAAACGCGAAUUAAUCUCCUACGAUACUCCGAGUGUGGUUCAGAAGAAGGCAGAAUAUGUGCUGGGGCAUGGUCUCGGCGGAAGCAUGUUCUGGGAGGCUUCUGCGGACAAGCAAGGAGACGAGUCCCUUAUCCGCACAAGCUAUCGCACCUUGGGAAGCCUGGAAACGACAGAGAACUGGCUGGAUUAUGCGAAUUCGUACUUUGACAAUAUUGGGACAAAGAUGGGUGAGGACUAUGUCUGA